This is a messenger RNA of Harmonia axyridis, 447 nucleotides long. Its product is annotated as phosphoglycerate kinase 2-like. The coding region runs from base 1 to 447 and encodes 148 amino acids. Gene Ontology annotation, cellular component: cytosol. Gene Ontology annotation, biological process: glycolytic process; gluconeogenesis. NCBI's taxonomy places the organism in Eukaryota, Metazoa, Arthropoda, Insecta, Coleoptera, Coccinellidae. The transcript is spliced from 4 exons. The record is from RefSeq and is a predicted model, not a curated record. Gene Ontology annotation, molecular function: ATP binding; ADP binding; phosphoglycerate kinase activity.
AUGGCGAAAGCUAAAAAGAACAACGUGCAGAUUCAUCUACCAGUAGAUUUCAUCACUGGGGAUAAGUUCGACGAAAAGGCUCAGGUUGGCCAAGCUGAUGGAAAGUGUGGAAUUCCAGAUGGUUGGAUGGGUUUGGACGUCGGCCCCAAAACAAACGAAUUGUUCAAGGCUCCCAUACAAAGAGCAAAAGUCAUUGUUUGGAACGGGCCUGCUGGAGUAUUUGAAUUUGAUAGUUUCGCAAAGGGUACUAAAUCUCUCAUGGAUGAAGUUGUUAAAGCAACACAGAAAGGAUGUAUAACUAUCAUAGGUGGUGGUGAUACAGCCACCUGCUGUGCUAAAUGGAACACUGAAGACAAGGUGUCUCAUGUAUCGACUGGUGGUGGUGCUAGUCUGGAGCUUCUGGAAGGAAAGGAAUUGCCAGGUGUUGCUGCUCUCUCCCCAGCCUAA